Molecule: messenger RNA, 249 nt
Organism: Soboliphyme baturini
Lineage: Eukaryota; Metazoa; Nematoda; Enoplea; Dioctophymatida; Soboliphymatidae
Source: the annotation of a GenBank genome assembly
AGAGUACAAUUAUGAAAGACUGAAUCGCGACGCGACGCGACGCGAAGUCGCGCGUGGUAUUAGCCUACCAAGAAGAAGUCAACGAAUAAGUAUGACGCUCAGCAAUAGUGCCGAAAAGGAGAUCACGAAGGCAAUCUAUCGCAACAGAGGUUUAUGGAAAAUCAGUGUCAGCGUAAGACUUCCUGAAGCACGACAGAAAAUUGACAAAGCACUGCUUCGGAACAGUGAGCUGAGUACGGACAAAUGAAU